Molecule: messenger RNA, 614 nt
Organism: Dermacentor andersoni
Lineage: Eukaryota; Metazoa; Arthropoda; Arachnida; Ixodida; Ixodidae
Source: RefSeq, a predicted model, not a curated record
AUGACUUGCAGUUCUGCUACGCAAUGAGGCUCUCCGCCACCACCUUCGUUGUGCAUGCACCGGAACUGGGAGCCCGCGCCCGCGGCCGAGGUCCUGAACUGCGCGCAAGCAAUGCUGCAGGCAAGGCAGCCCGGUUCGAACUCUGCGAUGCCUCGUGGACAGUGGACAGGGCUGGUAGCACACCCGAAUGCACGCUGGUCGCCAGGAGGGAGCCUGUGGAAGGAAAAGCACUGAUUGCAACAUAUGAAACUGUUCAGAAUCUCCAGCAGCGGUUUGACCUGGGAUUUGCCGGUGGAAUUGGUGGCCAGUGUGUGGCAGUCUACGACCUUGAGCUCGACGACUACUUAGGAAGAUGCAUGCAAGGCUUUUCACCCCAUCUCAGGGUCAUUGCUAUGGAAGGCACUGAACAGCCCAGUGCCAACGUUUAUUCAGAGAUUCCAUGAAGGAGACGUUCAUUAAUCAAUUUUGUCCAGCUGACUAGGGCCGUAGAUGCAGCUGCUGUCGAAUUUCAGAUAAUCAUACAUGCGCAAUUACUUUAUCGACAGUAUUUCUAUAAUAAUGUUGCAUUAAUGUCAUUUUUCAUAAUAAAAGAGUCUUGAAACAAUAAAUCCAAG